CACAUUGAUGCACUUGUUGGUAGGCGUGAUUGGUUGGGCAGAGGGAGCAAAAUUAUUAUUACCACAAGAAACAAAUGUAUUCUUGAUGUUCCCGAAGUGGACUGCAGUUAUGAGCUUAGCGAGAUGGAUGUUGAUCAAUCUCUUCAACUAUUUAGCAGACAUGCCUUCAGACAAGAUUAUCCUUUGGAUGAGUAUAUCGGCCAAUCCAUGAGGGCAAUAGGCAUUGCUAGAGGUCUUCCACUAGCUCUUGAGGUCAUAGGCUCACUUUUAUGUCGCACUAAAAAGGAAAAGUGGGAUCUCACAUUGAAGAAGUGGGAAAAUGUUCCUCCUCCAGCAAUUCAGAGUAAGUUGAAAAUAAGCUAUGAUGCAUUAGAUGAUCUACAACAAGAUAUAUUCCUCGAUAUAGCUUGUCUUUUCAUCGGAGGUAACAAAAACAUUGUCCUUUAUUUUUGGGAUGAAUCUAAAUUUCCAGAAGAAGCCAUGGAAGUUUUGCAGAACAUGUCUUUGAUAAAGAUUGAAGAGGAAAAUAUAGUGUGGAUGCACGACCAACUUAGAGACCUCGGAAGAGCAAUAGUUCGUGAAAAAAGUAACAAAAAUAUAAAGGAGCAAAGUAGAGUGUGGGAUCCUAAGGAAGGAUUGGAUUUGCUAAGGAAACAUAAGGGAGAAAAAAAAGUUGAAGCUUUGCGUCUCAAUUUGGACAAUCACCAGCAAUAUCGUUUUUCCUAUGAGGGCUUUGAGAACAUAUCAAAUCUAAGGUUCCUCGAAGUGGACGGUUUGAUGGAAAAUUUUCGUGCAGAAAAGAGGCUUCUUUGGCAUGAGUCACCAUCAAAUGUUCUUCCACUUGAUGAUUUCCAAGAGAAUUCAUAUCUCCUUCCACAAUUGCGAUGGCUUUCUUGGCCUAAAAUUCCCCCAACUUUUAAAAUUACAAAUUUCUCCAUGGAGGAUGUGGUUAUUCUCAAUCUAUCAGAGAGUAAAAUUACGCACGAUUGGAAGGGGUGGAGCCACAUGAAGGUGAUGAAGAAUUUGAAAGUUAUGAAUUUGAAGAAAUGCAAUUGCUUGGAGAGAACCCCCGACUUCUCUACUCAUUCAAAAUUAGAACGUUUGAUCCUACAGCGUUGUUACAAAUUAGUUGAAAUUGACAAGUCGGUUUGUCAAUUGAAAAGGUUAGUUUUCUUAGAUGUAACAUGGUGUAGGAAUCUUCGAAGGUUGCCGGAUGAGAUGGGUAGAGAUCUUGCAAGUCUCAAAUACCUUUAUAUGAACCGUUGUAGUUUGUUGGAGGGGCUUCCGAAUACAAUCGGAAAUUUGAAAUCAUUGAAUGAGUUGGAUAUAAGUGGAAUGGGGAUUAAGGAACUCCCCGAUACGCUUUGGACGAUUGAGAAGCUCGAAGUAAUAAAAGCUAACUUUGUGUUUGAUCUUGAUAUGGAAAUCGACAAUUGCAUCUAUAGAAAUCGAUCCCUGAGGAUCUUGGAAUUGAUUUGUAAGAGAAUACGCAAGGUACCAAGGCUUCCCGAAAGUCUUACCAUUCUAAAGUUGUCUGGAUUGUACACGGACACAUUUUUAGAUCUCUCAAACCUGACUAAUUUAAAAGAAUUAUACCUGAACUUCGGGCCACGUGAUUCUGAUGGGGAAUCCGAUGGGCCUGUGGAAGAGGGUCCGAUGCCAUCGUGGAUUGGGAAUUUAAGCAAACUAGAGUCUUUAGACUUGCGGUCUCCAUACGUGACCGCCUUACCAACAGAUAUUAGAAGUCUCCUUCCCCAACUCAAGUCACUUUCACUCUAUUGCCCUAAGUUGCGUUGCUUCCCGAGCCUUCCCUCCAGUUUGUUAUCCUUGCAUUUAUCAUCUAAAUGCGCUACCGCCUUACCCAUGGAUAUGAGUAGUCUCCUUCCUCGACUCAAGGAACUUAAACUCGGGUGCCCUAAUCUGCGUUGCCUCCGGAGCCUUCCCUCCAGUUUAUCAGAAUUGAGUUUGUACGAUUGCAAGUCGGGUUGUUCCAUGGAGGAUCUAUCGAAUUUGAAGACACUAUCAUUUCUUCGCAUCAAUGACUGUGCUAUCUCAGAGAUUCGAGGCCUUGAUCGUUUGGAGAACCUACGAUCAUUGUCGCUUUUGAGACUUCAACAGGUGCAGAUAUCACUCGAUCUAAGUAAUCUCAAUAAACUACGGUAUCUUUUAGUAUCCAGUUGUGGAAAUCUGGCUGAGAUUCAAGGCGAACUCCCACCAUCUUUGGACAGAUUGGAUAUUCAAUCAUGUGAAUCUUUACAAAAGUUGCCUGAUUUGUCAAACUUGAAGGGACCGCAACACGUUCAAAUAAAAGGUUGUGGGAAGUUAAAUGUGGAGGAUCUAUUGAAUCUGAAGACACUAUCAUAUCUUCACAUCACUGACUAUGCUAUCUCAGAGAUUCGAGGCCUUGAUCGUUUUGAGAACCUACGAUCAUUGUUGCUUUGGAAACUUCAACAGGUGGAGAUAUUACCCGAUCUAAGUAAUCUCAACAAACUAGCGUAUCUUCAUGUAUACGAUUGUGGUAAUCUAGUUGAGAUUCAAGGUGAACUCCCACCAUCUUUGGAAAGAUUGGUGAUUGGAUUAUGUAGAUCUUUACAAAAGUUGCCUGAUUUGUCAAGCUUGAGGGGACUGCGAGAAGUAGGAAUAGAGUAUUGCAGGAAAUUAAAUGUGGAGGCAAUUUCUUCACUUUGCUCGGAGAAGGGGGUCGAAUUUAAGCGAGACGAGACGAGACGAAUUAGAGGGUGAAGAUGACGAAUCUAGAUGCAAAUUCGGAUAUGGAUCUGAGGGAGAAGACCGACGGAUAAGUGCAUGUCGCUCUUGAAAUCUUCUUAAUCCCAGCCCACAAAUCGUUCUUUUGCGCACAAACUUCAGACAAAUUGAAGGAGCUGUGGCUACUUGGGCAACUUUACAAAUGAAGACCGAAUGAAGGACAAUGAAGGAUGACAUUUAAUCUGGACUGUAAUCCCUUUCACAAUCUUGGAUUGCUAAACUGUGUAUUCAUCUGUUGAGAGCCAGAAACAUGAAGAUUAGUGAGGGAAGUCGUUGCCUAUUGACGAAAUUGUUAAAUUUGUUUAACUUGAUAUGAAGUUUCAGUUGGA
Molecule: messenger RNA, 3095 nt
Organism: Eucalyptus grandis
Lineage: Eukaryota; Viridiplantae; Streptophyta; Magnoliopsida; Myrtales; Myrtaceae
Product: disease resistance protein RPV1-like
Exons: 4
Coding region: 124-2742 (872 amino acids)
Biological process (GO): defense response
Source: RefSeq, a predicted model, not a curated record